AUGAAAGACGUCGGCAAGCCUACGCUCUACAGGCUUUCCACCAGCGCUCAGCAGUACUUUGCUUCGCCUCUUUCAGCAUUCAAAGAUAUUCUCUUAAUAUGUCUUUCCAUACCAGGCCUGCUCGCACUCCUCUAUCCCAAGGCAGUAUGUGAUACGGGCGGGCCAAGGCAGUCUACUCCUGCAACCGCCAGUCUCGCGGGCCCUACGCCUUUGGGAACCUGCAACUGCGGUACCUCUGUGGCCGAGGCUCGCGCCAUGGGCUGCAAAUACGACGCUCUCUCCUCCGCGUGGCUCCCCGCGCGCUGCAUCGAUGAGGAACUCUCCCGUGAGUUCGAGAUGGCGGGCCCCGGCCCGGGCGGGCGCUGGAGCUACUGGAAAGACAUCAAUCUGACCGAGGAGCUGUCUGUGUCUGAGCUUGGCGACUAUGCAGACGUGAGUGGCUUCGAGUACCACACGACGCAGGAGUGGCAUUUUGUGCACUGCAUCUUCUACUGGCGAAAGCAGUACCGGUCGCGAUAUAACCAUAUAUGGGUGGAGCCGCGGUAUAAUUCGGAGCAUCAUAUCAAUCAUUGCACGGGCGUCUUUCGGGGUGGCAUGAGAGGCAUAUCGAGCUCGGGUGUGGCUCUGCGAUCGGAUCCUUGGCCAGGGUGGCAGUGA
Beauveria bassiana ARSEF 2860 is the source of this 657-nucleotide messenger RNA. RefSeq lists its product as uncharacterized. The coding region runs from base 1 to 657 and encodes 218 amino acids. The transcript has a single exon. The record is from RefSeq and is a predicted model, not a curated record. Lineage: Eukaryota; Fungi; Ascomycota; Sordariomycetes; Hypocreales; Cordycipitaceae.